AAAAGUGAGAAGGAUGCAGUGCGCUGGUGACAGCCCUAAAUGGGGUCAAUCUCCCGUGGAUAUAGACGACAAUCAUGUUCUUAGAGUAGAAUAUCCUCCGCUUACUAUGAGUGGCCAUUGGAGUCAGGAUGGUUAUGCGAAUAUAAGGAACACUGGAUCUACCGUCGGAAUAACUCUGGAGGGUAAUAGAAGUCCAGCUAGUAUACGUGGUGGUCCGCUGACAGACGACGUAUACGAAUUCUCGGAAGUUGUCUUUCGUUGGGGCUCAUCGAAUUGUAAAGGAGCCGAACAUACUCUCAAUGGAACGUGGUUUACAAUGGAAGCUCAAAUUAUACACUUUAAUCUUCGAUACGAAGAAAUUGAAAAGUGCUGGGAUAAGAGAGACGGUCUCGCGAUUUGCUCCUAUUUUCUUCAGGUCUAUCAACUUCCCGCUUGGGACGAGCAUCCAUUGUUCUCGAAGAUCACCGAUAAUUUGUAUAAGAUCACCGAACCGGAGUCCACCGCAAAAAUAUCAUCUAAUUGCUUGAGUUGGAUGAGACAAGCCUGUCAAACACCAGGCUAUUAUAGCUACACCGGUUCCAUUACCACUUGGCCCUAUCACGAGUGCGUGACUUGGAUCAUUUUUCCAGAACCCGUACGAAUCUCGGAAAAUCAAGCGCAAUGUUUCAGAAUGUUAAGAAACAAACAAGGAACAUUUAUUAAAGAGAAUUAUCGUGAGGUUCAGAAGCUCAAUUCCCGAAUAAUUUAUUAUAUUUGUUGAAGCUACGUUUCUAUUUCUAUAAAGAUUGUAUAUCGGUCCAUUAUUCAUAUUUCAUUAUACUACACAUAUAUAUUUGUUUAGUAUGAUUUAAUAAAACACAUCAAUGACAAUAUACGUCAAUAUGUGUUCGUUAACAACUUCACAAUGGAACUACACUACACACGACAUGAUUCAAACAAUUACAAAAUCGAUAAACUAACGAAAUUACAAAAUGUUUUCAAAAUUCAAUAACAAUUUUGUU
This is a messenger RNA of Vespa mandarinia (Asian giant hornet), 1001 nucleotides long. RefSeq names its product carbonic anhydrase 1. NCBI's taxonomy places the organism in Eukaryota, Metazoa, Arthropoda, Insecta, Hymenoptera, Vespidae. The record is from RefSeq and is a predicted model, not a curated record. Gene Ontology annotation, molecular function: zinc ion binding; carbonate dehydratase activity. Gene Ontology annotation, cellular component: cytoplasm.